Messenger RNA from Stylophora pistillata, 2604 nucleotides. RefSeq lists its product as uncharacterized. The record is from RefSeq and is a predicted model, not a curated record. Lineage: Eukaryota; Metazoa; Cnidaria; Anthozoa; Scleractinia; Pocilloporidae. Gene Ontology annotation, molecular function: protein binding.
CAUAAAAUUUCCCGACCCCGCACCCCCCAUUACUCGUUUCGACUCUGUAGCGUGACCAUGUCGCGUGACCAAUAUCAUGAAACUAACAUUCUUGGCCAAAUAAGAAAAAAAGGCGGUUUCCUUUGCUGGGAUAAAAAAAAAAAACCAUCCUAAUUCAUGUUUAUAUUUAUUUUUCAUCUUACCCUUUUUUCCGCAAUACACGCUUAAGACCAAAGCAAUAAUUGAUAUUCACAUCCUCUUGGGUUACACUUUCGUUUCUCUGAGUUAGCAGCUUCUGGGAGCUUCGGGAACUUAAUUACCACUAAUUCGAAACCGGAAGUAUUGUCGGUGAAAUACAAAAGAAGGCCGAGUAACGUUGCUGUUUAAAACUGUAGUCGGUUAAAUCACAUCUUCGAUAUCGUUGAAUGAUGGAGCUACUUGACGAACUGGUGUUACGACAUAUUGCAACUUUCCUAGAUCCGAAAGACAUCGUUUGUUUACGCAGGACAUGCAGAAGGAUGCAUACCAUGCUCCCUGAAGUUGUUGUGGCCGAGGAUCGGUGGAUAGGAGAGGAUUUUAUCAUCUUCGGUCCAAGAGGUGGUCACUGGGCUCCUGAACAUUAUUUUGACGGACCAGUACUCCCAGGCAACGUGAUCAAAUUAGAAUCGUCUGUGCUAUGGGAAGAUCAAGGUUUUGGAAACAGAAAAGGGGAGUUGUUCGUCCAUUUGAUGCGACCAAGUCGUGCGGGAGAAUCGCUUCAGAUUGCAGAACACCGACAGUUGUUUGGUAUCGCAGAGCACUACGAAAUGAAGGCACAAAAAGUGCUCGGUAGAGAAGAUCCCAUAGUUGCUAAGUCAAGAAAAGGAGAUUUCUACAGGUUUAUGAGAAAUGCAGGCGGAGGUGGAGGCCAUCAGUUAAAGGUAAAGAACUUCAGAGUCAAGGCUACACUUUGCGAAGUCAAGCACUAAAUCAUCGAGUUUCAAUAAGAAAACUGGUAGGCCUUUUGCGACAAAGCCUUCCUUACAAAUCAUGAAGCAACACAGUUUCUGAUUACAGUAAUUUUUAUCAUUAUGAUAAUCUGAGUAUAAUUUCAUUCCAAUCAAUCGAUUAAUUAAAAUUAAUUUCAUUGCAUGAUCCAUCUAUUUGACAAUUAUAACUUCCUUGAUCUGAUUUACAGUGUAAAUUCCUGGCAAUUUUUCCAAUGCAUUGCAUAAAAUCAGAUUACUGGGCCCAGUUGUUUGGGCAGAGGUCAAUGCUCAUCGAAAAUGAAAUUCUAAACUUGCAUGGUUUGGAUGUUCACAAGUGAGGCAUUUAUUGGACAUAUUAUUUUAGAGCUUAAACUUUUCUUUAUAUUGAUUAUAUUCUUAAACUGCAGGCAAAAUUGACAGAGAAAAAAAUAUGGUAGAUGGAGUUGUGACAAGGGAAAGCAAGAACAAAACAAAAAAUUUAUACUACUUAUCACUUUGAGUUAUAUUUAGCUGAAUCAUGCUUUAAACAGCCUAAUUAACCCUGACUUUUUGUGGAGAGAAAAAUGAAAGAAAUUAUGGAAAAUCUAGAGUCUAGGGUGUUUACAUUGGACUAGCUUGUAAUUGUUACAAAGAUUGCCAGUGCAUGCAGUAACAUGUGGGUGUACAGUAGUUCAGUAAUAAACACUCUUUGUCAGCAGAAAUGUUUGCACUGCCAUAUUAUAUCUGUUGAAAACAAACUCUUUUAAACUACUGAAACCUGUUUAUUGUGAAACUCAGAAAGCUGUGAAUGCUUGACUUGAUUCUGAAAGGUCAAUUGUGUACUGACUAUAAGCAAAAUAAAUAAAUUUCAAGACAUGUGAGAAACACACAAAACUACAAAUCUACUAUCACACCAUUGCAGUUUGGUUUCCUGAUAUCAUUAUGGCAUUUCUCUUUAUACAAAGCAACAUUCCAUAUGUAUUUCUUGUGUUCACUGUUUUCUGAGUUUGAUGGUAAUUUCUCUUAUCUUAUUUAUUAAGUUAAAUGUUAUUCUGCAUAGUGCCAUAUCAUUUUAUGCAGGUGUUGGUAAUUAGAGGUUCAAUACUUGACUGCUUAACAAUUAACUGUCUAACUGAAUAUUUAUUUACACUUUGGACUCUUGAGUACUGUAGGAAAAUUGAGAAUAGUCACAAAUUUACUGAUUUAUAUGGUAUUUAAUGUGUAGCAUAAUAUCAAUAUGUAUACAAACUUAAACAAACUGAAAUAUAUCAACAAUAGAAGUUAUUCAAUUCUGAAGCCCAUAAUACAAUAUGAAGCAAUCAAUUUUUAUCUUUAAUUUUUUCACGUAUACAAACAGUGUAAAAGCUGCAAAAGAGGUUGACAGCUCAUGCCAAGUUUCUUUUGUCACCUUAUUAGUAUUUCCAAGUUCCUCUCUUCUAAUAUAAAUUGAAAAGUAUAUCUAUAGACAUUCCAAAGUCAACAACUUCAACUACCCCCUCUCCAACCUAUUGGUACCAGAUCAUGAGAAUCGCCCUUCCCAUACCUUUAGCCCUUACUGUGAUAAAUUAUCUAACAAAGCUUAAUUUGUUUAGCAGAGACUACAAGUAGCUAGUCUUGGCUCUGUUUUAUGACAAAGUCCUUCACACAAGUAAAAAGGAAAUUAAAAAAUCAGAAACUA